AUGGAUAGAGAUAGCCUAAAAAAAGAUUACAUAGAACUUGUUGCAAGUGUGAGGGAAUACGUGGAAGAACAACUUCAACUCGGUUUCAAAGAAUCAGAACUGAGCGAACCUGAGCAGGAAUCGCCUUACGCGAACUUCGAUCUGACUGCGCUGGCUACCGAUGCCGCAAGUUGCACCAAAUGUCCGUUGCACGAAACACGGAAUAGUGUGGUUUUUGGUGUUGGAAACACGGACGCUGACCUUAUGUUCAUCGGUGAAGCACCAGGGGCUGAUGAAGAUCGACAGGGGGAACCUUUUGUUGGUCGAGCCGGUCAAUUGCUGACGCAAAUCAUUGAGGGAGGGAUGAAACUCAAGCGAGAGGAUGUCUACAUCGCCAAUGUGCUUAAAUGUCGUCCCCCCGGCAACAGGAACCCUGAACCCGUUGAGGUUGAAACCUGUAAUCCUUAUUUGGUGCGUCAGAUAGAACUCAUUCAACCGAAGGUGAUUAUCGCGCUCGGAAGUUUUGCGGCACAGAUGUUGCUUGGGACAAAAAUCGGUAUUACAAAACUUCGUGGGGAGUUCCAUGCGUGUAAGGUGGCAGGACUCCGCGUCCUUCCACAUAAGAAACCACCAGUGGUCAUGCCGACGUUUCAUCCGGCAUACCUGCUCAGAAACCCGAACGCCAAGGCGGACGUGUGGGAAGAUAUUAAAAAGGUGCUUGCUUUUUUAGCAGAUGUUUAA
Messenger RNA from Geodia barretti, 720 nucleotides. NCBI's taxonomy places the organism in Eukaryota, Metazoa, Porifera, Demospongiae, Tetractinellida, Geodiidae. The record is from the annotation of a GenBank genome assembly.